This is a messenger RNA of Alternaria ethzedia, 1092 nucleotides long. RefSeq lists its product as uncharacterized. The transcript has 4 exons. NCBI's taxonomy places the organism in Eukaryota, Fungi, Ascomycota, Dothideomycetes, Pleosporales, Pleosporaceae. Gene Ontology annotation, molecular function: protein binding. The record is from RefSeq and is a predicted model, not a curated record. Bases 1 to 1092 code for a protein of 363 amino acids.
AUGAAGGAAGCCAACACAGCAUGCAAGCAAGCCUACGAGAAAUUACGCCAGAGCGCCGGACGCAAGACCCUCAACGACAUAGCCUCGGAGUUCGAGAUAUUCAAAGAAAACUUCCGCCGAGAUCGCAGAAGCAAAGAUGCCGCACUAGUACGAGAGCACAAGCAAAGAGUGUUGGGCGCCCCUCCCGUGCCCCUAAACCAGAAAAGCAAUGACGCAAGAGCGAAGCCUGGGGUGCAGGAAGAAGUAUGGGAUUGGCGGUACACACUCCGUCCUUGCACGUCUUCCCACUGCAAGGCUUACUACACACCAUACUCGAACCAUUACAUCUACUACCGCACACCGUUUUCUGGUACCUCGUUUCUGCCGCAAGAGACUCUUUGCUCGGCCUGCGCACAUACUGAGGUUGAAGGUUUCGCGAAGAAGGUCAAAGAGAAGUCAAAGAUCGUCGUCAUGGCCCCCGCCAACCAACUGCCAGAGUCACAGUCCCUAAAGCGUCCUGCAGAGGCAGAUACACAGCCACCCCGGAUGAGUAAAAUCGCACGCCAAGGCAAAUAUGGUACUGUCUUAGUCAACAUUGGAACCGAACAAAAGCUAUACCUGCUCCACACCGACUAUCUCUCGCACUACUCCACCGUCUUCAAGCUACACCUAACGCGCGGUACUCAAAUAUGUCUCGAAAAGGUAGAGCUUGAAGUCUUCGACAUCUUCGUCGACUGGGUGUACACGCAAAACUUACCACAACCCUCCGAAUGGGACUGCCUGCUCGUAGCCCAAUGCCUGGAAUUUGCAGGUCAAUACCUGAUCCCCUUAUUCGCAGAAGCUGUAGGGAACGCGUUCGUCGACAAGGCAUUCACAACGGGAAUAACCCCGUACUACCCAACCGUCAUCUUCGCGUAUACAAAGCUUCACUCUCACACCGAAGCCUCCGACCGCUUGAGGCGUUUACUGGUGGACUAUCACUGCACUAUGUAUAGACCGGGGGAAGUCCACAACGCGACCCCUGGUAUGCACUUGGAAGAUGAGAUGGCGGAGAAAAUUCCAACCGCGUUUUGGAAGGCGGUUAUGGAUAGAUUGAAUAUCAUGAGCAUAUGA